Syngnathus acus (greater pipefish) is the source of this 2007-nucleotide messenger RNA. RefSeq names its product tetraspanin-1. Gene Ontology annotation, cellular component: membrane. The record is from RefSeq and is a predicted model, not a curated record. The transcript is spliced from 6 exons. Lineage: Eukaryota; Metazoa; Chordata; Actinopteri; Syngnathiformes; Syngnathidae. The coding region runs from base 314 to 895 and encodes 193 amino acids.
AUUGAGUUGUCCCAAGACGCGCCUGAACGGAAAAACAAACUAGAGUGAUCGAAUUCGUGCAUAAACCUUUUUUUGUUUGGAUUUGUAAUUGGAAAAGUAAAAACGGACUAUUUUUUCCAAUUGUUUUUCAACCAUCACUUGUGCCCGUGUGUGCGUGCGUGUGUGUGCGUGUGCGUGCGUGCGUGCGCGCCCGCGUGUGUGCCCGCGUGCAUGAACGUCAUUUACAUUGCAGUGCAAGGUGAUUUUGCAUUCAUUCUGCUCUUCCAAGUGAGCCACACAGGUGUCUUUUUCUUUUUUUCUUCUAAUUAGUAAGAUGGGCUGCUUUACAUUUGCCAAAGUGGUGAUGGUCCUCUUCAAUUUGCUUAUCUUGGUGAGUGGCCUAACCCUACUGGUGAUGGCAAUCUGGGCGAGUGUAGACGGGGCCUCCCAUCUGCAGAUCCUGGGACCUUUCUCCAGCCAAAGCAUGCGACAUGUCAACGUGGCCCAUUUCUACAUGGCCAUCGGGGCCUUACUGGUGCUGUUGGCUUUCUUGGGCUGCUGCGGAGCUCACAAGGGGAGCAAAUUUCUUCUCCUCACAUUCUUCUCCAUCAUUCUCAUUAUUGUCAUUGCUGAAGUGGCAGCUGCAGUUGUAGCCCUGGCUUAUUCUUCAUUCGCCAAGCGAAUCCUUCGCGCGUGGGCUAGCCCUGCUUUACACAAGCAGUACGCUAGCAACGCUGUGCUCACUAAGCCCUGCAAUGCAACCAUGACAGAGGGUUGUUUUGAACAAAUCCUGCAGUCCCUUACAGAGCAUGCAAACAUUGUGGGAGCAAUUGCAGCUGGAAUUGCUAUUUUAGAGAUUGCUGCCUUGAUGGUGUCAAUGUAUUUGUACUGUCACAUGGACAAAAGAGUAAGUUGAGAGUGGCAAACACAAAUGGAUCACCAAGUACGUAGCGUGAAUUCAUGCGGCCACCCGGCCGACGGUAGCAGCCCUGCCCUCCACUACACCCGGGAUGACUGCAACCUUCAAAAGUGAGCAAGGAGAGCCUGGAGCAAGACAUCUCUGCUAACUCAAUCAGAAGCAAAUUUGGCUUCCUCCAUAUGAAAAUGUCGAUGCAAAAGAAAACUCAGCCAUUGGCAAAUUCUGUGGUUUUCAACUCACCGAAACGGCUGGCUCAAUGUCAACUUUAGCGCUUGUUAACAUUAACUGUAGGUAACACCAACAAAUCUAAAAUACAAGGAUUUAUUUGUAUUAUCAGCACUCCACUGGUGCGAACGGUCGUCCAUCCAUCUGUGCGUGCCCCGUAAUCGGCUAGCAAAACUCGGCACGUCGGUCAUUGACUAGUGACUACGACCAGGCAGAGAAGAACAAACAAUUGUGGAGUGAAAAAGAGUUUUCCGCAACUUUAAUGUCACUUGGAGUUGUACAAAUCAGAAUAUUCUUGAUGUUCAUGCAUUUUCCAGGGCCUCAAUCGGAAUAUUUUCUCAGUUUGAUGUCCUACAAAGAAAAGAAAUCCAACCAGAGGCAACUGAGCCAUGCAGUCAAUAUUAAAAACCCACAGGGCUUUUUAAAGAACCAUCCUCAACCUCCACAGUUAAAAAUACAUAUGCAACAUUUUUCCUCAAAAUAUAUACAUAUAUAUACACAUACAUACAUGAUCAUCAUUUUGAAUCUUGAAAUAGAGACAAAAGAAAAGCAAACACUUUCAUUGAUAAGGGACAAAUAAAUACAGAUAACUUAAACAGUUUGUGGCCGAAGCUCUCAGUAGUUAAAAGAAAGAAAAUUUGACACCAUAACUAUGUAACACUGCUCUUUUCUUUAAUCAGUCAACUUUUCUGGAUGGGUUUUUUUUCCCCCCAAAUUUGCCUGUUUGUUUGUUUGUUUCUCUUCCACGUCAGGUUUUCAUGUACGUAUAUGAUUAAAGGAUGAGGUUCAUCAACAGGUGGAUUUGGUUUUCCUUGAAACAUCAUCGGCACUGUAUGAAUUACAAUGUAUGGUCAAAUCAAGAGUGCACAAGCUGACUGAUGAGA